Molecule: messenger RNA, 564 nt
Organism: Dermacentor andersoni
Lineage: Eukaryota; Metazoa; Arthropoda; Arachnida; Ixodida; Ixodidae
Source: RefSeq, a predicted model, not a curated record
CGGCAGAUACCAUCAGCAGACUGACUGCACGAGGUGUGAACACAUCGUGGGCGCUUUCGGUCACCAUGAAGGGCCGAUGGACGGUCCUCAAAGCCGGGCAACCGCCAAACUUCCUCUCCCUGUGCGAGCACGACCCGGGGGCUGAAUCCUUCGGAAGCUACGCGGAUGUGUGCGAUGAUCCGGACUUCGACCACGAUUUCUACUACAACUCAACAGUUUAUGGAUCACUGUUUCGCAGCCUAUCGAAUGGGCAGAUGUUCUCUUUCGACAACGAGUGGACGCUUCUAGAAAAGCUAUGCAGGCUGAAGGCGCAAUACUUGUCAGUUACCUUUGGCAUCGCUGCGUUCGACGUCGACUACGAUGACUUCCUCGGCAUUUGUUCGUCGACGAACUAUUUCGGGGAGUUCUCGAGGAUCUGCACCUUGAAAGACUUGGUGGACUUCUUCGAGGAGAAAUUCAACGACCCAUCGGCGAUGGACGACUGCCUGUCACUGGACUAGUACACCUAUAGUUGGACCAGCAUUGGUCCUCCAUCACCUCUUCGAUCAGAUAUCGAAAUGUCAA